Messenger RNA from Anolis carolinensis (green anole), 2981 nucleotides. RefSeq names its product crk-like protein. The transcript is spliced from 3 exons. Bases 1679 to 2434 code for a protein of 251 amino acids. Gene Ontology annotation, biological process: signal transduction; positive regulation of ERK1 and ERK2 cascade; cell migration. NCBI's taxonomy places the organism in Eukaryota, Metazoa, Chordata, Lepidosauria, Squamata, Anolidae. The record is from RefSeq and is a predicted model, not a curated record. Gene Ontology annotation, molecular function: signaling adaptor activity; receptor tyrosine kinase binding.
GCCCCGCCGUCGGGAGCGGGAGCUGCUGCUGCCUCUGCUGCCAUCGGGACUGCGGGCAGGGAUUGGAGGCGGAGGAGGGGAAGGGAAGGGAAGAGAAGGGGCUCCGGAUGGGGAGGAGGGCGGUCCUUCUGGGCGGCAGGGGGCGGGGAGGGGCCUCCAUUGUGGCUCGAAGGGGCUGCAAUGCAGGGCGGGGGCCUUCCUUCCUUCCAGGGAACGCGUGAAGGAUUGCGGGCUCACGGGGGCUUCUGAAGGCCUGGGCCUCUUGAGCGGUUAGCAGGCGGCAAGGCUGUCAUUUGAGGGCGGUCGCUAUUUGGGGCAUCCGUUAUUUGGGGGGCCUACAGCUUGGAGUGAUCACAAUUUUGUGGCCUCUACAACUUGAGGCUUUCAUUCCUCAAUCAGGGCGAUUACAAUUGGAUGCCUUCAUGGUUUCAGGGAAUCGCAACGAGGUGCCCAAAUUUGGGGCAUUAUUCAUUCACCAUUUGACGUGCCAACAAUUGGAGUGAUUACAAUUUGAGGUGCUCUCAAUUUAGGGUUACGUGUAGGGUGUGUGCAUGUUAUUGUAUAGCAUUGAGGCGCUCUCUCUCAAUUUAGGGUUACUUCUAGGGUGUGUGUGUAUUAUUGUAAAGCAUUGAGGCUGUAUUAUAUAUAUUUUUUUGUGGGAAGGGUAGUUAAUUUCAUACCUAUACAACAGGUUUUGGGGAUAUUCCGAUUCAGCUUUGUGGAGGAAACCAGAUUGAAUUGUGGUGAUGUAGAUUUUUCCAGACUGAGAGUUUAGCAGAUUUGUGUGAUUUAUUAUUUUAUUUUAGAUUAAAUCUUGAGUUUGGAAUUUCCUGUGGGGGUGAUUAUAGCAUCCAGAUAUCCUGCCCAUUUUGUACAGCAACUCCAUUUGGGGAGGAAAUAGUUAUUUGUAACUAUUAUUAGUUAUUAUUAUAAUAGUUAUUUGUAACUAAACCAACCUUUUAAACUACAGUAGCAUCCUACAGUUUUGUAAGGUACUGCUAACUCUGUCGAGAUAUUGCAGGAAUCUGGAGGUGCAAUCAUAUAUUACUUGGGGGGAGACCUUCUGUGGACUGUUUUACUCCCAAAAUGCCCUUAAAGAGCAUUGAGAAAUGCUCUUUAAUUUUGUAGGAACUGCCUGACACCAGAGAACCUAAAGGUCGCAUGUGUGUUGCCUUGUGCACAGGGCCCUUAUUUACCUGUAUUGUUUAUUAAUUUUAGUAAAAUCUCUUUGAACUUCUAGUAGAGUGCAUUAUUUUGGAAAGUAAGCUAUAAUUCCUGAAAACUAUCGCCGUUGGGGGGGAAUGUUAUAUAUGGCACUCCAUUUAUGCGAAGGAUUUCAGCGCAGAAGCUUUAAUUUGCAUUCCUAAGAUACUUUUUUAAUGGAAAAAGUGUAUAUAUACUGCUGUUAUUAGUAGGAGGGGAAGAAUAUUAGAUUUGGAUGAUUUGAGGUGGAGCUACGUUUUUUUCACUGUGAAGGGUUGCAUAUAACUAUUUGAAGGUCACCCUAUACUUGAAAAAGACAAAACAAAGGCUGCUAAAUGAAUCUACAAGAGAGAUUUCCAGUUGGGUAACUUCCCUGUUAAGAAGGGUGUUUUCAGACUGCAGUUUUCCGACUGUAUUGCUUCCAUUGGGAAUAAAUACUAGUCUGUCAGGGGUUGGUGGGUUUGCCCACCCUCUAAUGCUCCCCCAAGCCAUGUCCGCUUUUGGGGAUGCUCACGAGUGGUACAUGGGGGCGCUCAGCCGGCAAGAAGCAGCUGCCUGCCUUCAGGGCCACCGGCAUGGGACGUUUCUGGUCCGAGACAGCACUACAUGCCCUGGGGACUAUGUGCUCUCCGUCAGUGAGAACUCCAAGGUAUCGCACUACAUCAUCAACAGCCUCCCUGGGCGUCUACGGAUUGGGGAGCAUGAGUUUGAUGGCUUCCCUGCUCUGCUAGACUUUUACCGCCUCCAUUACCUGGACACUACUACUCUGGUAGCCCCCGUGGGCCGGGUGGUAGCCCCUGCCUCUGCCCAGCCACCUCCUGCGGGGGAAUGGGUCCGGGCCCUGUACGACUUUGUCGGCCGCGAUCAAGAGGACCUCCCCUUCACCAAAGGGGAACCCUUGAGGGUCUUGGCCAAGCCUGAAGAGCAGUGGUGGACAGCGCAGCGUGCGGAUGGGCGCGUAGGCAUGAUCCCCGUGCCCUACGUCCAGCCAUGCCCCUAUGCUCACCCCAGCAGCCAUGGGGCCCCCCGCCAUGCUCCCGUAAUAGCAAGAGCAGUGCAGCGACGUGUGCCCGGUGCCAGUGACAAGACGGCACUGGCCUUUGAGGUGGGUGACCUCAUUGCCGUCACCAAGAUGAACGUCAACGGCCAAUGGGAGGGCGAGCUGAACGGACGCCGCGGCCACUUCCCUUUCACCCACGUCAAGGUCCUGGACCCCGAGGAAGCCAGUUGAGUGUGUGGCGUAUCCCUUGAACUUUGCCUUUCCCUAUAAGGGGUUACGACUCCUGAACUCUGACAUGUGACCACCUGGCCACCUUGAACAUUGUACCUCCUGACAUGAGCCUUGAAACUUUAAGCUCCCCCCACCAUGGGUGUUAUUGAUCACCCAGUUCAUUGAUAGUUCAACUCCUUGGACAUGGACCUCUGCUUCCACCUUGAACCCCAUUGACUUACGAACUUUGCUCCUUCACUGGCUGUUCUUAAAUAUCAACUUUGACCCCCUUUGGGCUUGCUCCAUCUUUGCUCCCCAAGAACGCAGUGAUUCUUUUGGCCUUGUGGUUUCCGAUUCUGAUGAUGUGCUACUCCGCCUCCCAUGACCUGUGACCCCAGGGGCUCUUGACCUUUGAUGGCUGACCCCUUUAGCUGUGUGUAUUUUUCAUCGGACCCUGCUGUCAUUGACUUGGACCUGAGUGACCAGAGUCUUGCUGCCCCAAUAGGAACCCCAUUCCGCUUGUUGUCUGUUCCAAACCGCCUUGUUAAUUAAAGUUUCCUGCAGAGUA